CGGGGCAGGGAAGCUGGUCGGCCAGGUAUCAUGUCUUCCUCGCCUAGCCAAGGGGCCGCGGAUUUGCUGCACAAGUUGUACCUGGAUCCCAAGGUCGUCGUGGCCGGCCAGGGCAAAGAGGCUCUGAAGAAGGUCUCGGCAGCACCCAAUGACAGACUGAAUGGCGUGGUGACAUCUUCAAACCCUCAGGUGGUGUCUGCAGGGCAGUGGGCAACCAUGGGGCAGCAGGAUUACAAGAAAGCCAGCAUGUAUGCUGGAGCUGAAGCCUACCAGUGGAGUACAGUAUAGAAAUUAGAAGGAUGGUUCUAUCCAGCCAUUGUGGGUAUACAAGAAUAGUGGGAUUGUAUUACUGGAAGUAUUAUAUACCCGUGUAUUGACAAGCUUGCUCUCAAGUAUGUUCUUCUCAGCCGAUUCUUUAGAAUGACUCCUAAGAAUUGAUAAUUUCCAUGUAAUCGUCAGCCGUUACUUAAACAUGUAUUUUUUCUGUGUUUUGUGCUCUUCUUUAUUGUUUAAAUUUAAUGAUUCAUCUGAUGCUCAAAUAUUGUGUAUGCUAUAUAUGGUUAGGGGCUGAGAUUUGGAAAGGAUCAGAAGAACACAUUAAGACUCUCCAAAUGACUAAUUAUUAAUAAGUUUGUACUUAUCAUGAUUAUGAAUUUGAAAUUAUGUAUUGGCAAUAUGCACACAUAUCGAGCCCUGUAGCAUAGCUCUAUCAUCUUUGUUUACAAGUUUAAGCAUGGUAAGAUGGAGUUCAUCAUGUCUGCUCCAGAAAGUACCACAUGUAGCAUUAGCAUGCAUUCAUCACUUUCUUCUCCUGAUAUAAGAACUACUUACGAGUUCAAAUUUUAUUAAUUAUAUCGUGACGCAGAAGAAUAUAUGUUAUCAGGGAUUCACAUUUGACUUGAUAUACAAGUUCCAUAAGUUGAGAUUUUCUUAACAUAUUCUUAAUUUUUAGCUAGGUCAAAUUCCCAUGUUUACUUUUGCAUGUUAUUGUCCUAUUCAGAUUGCUAAAGAACUUCUCUACAUGUUUUUAUUGCUACAAAAUUUGCCUAAUUAGAUAGAAAAUAAUUACUAUAUUGCAUAAGCCACAUCUUUACUUUGGCAUAUAUCAUUUGUCUUUAAUCUAACUGAUUUUCAUAAUGUGUAUAGAUAUUGCAAUAUGGUCUAUGCUUAAUACAUUUUGCAUAUCUUUCAGGGAUGUUAUAGCCAGAUAAUGAAACGUUUUUAGUUCAUUGGAGGUUUCAAUCAUGUAUUAUUUGUUGUCUUUUCCCUCCUUUAAGAGAGAAAGAUCUUUAGCUCAACCAUAUGGCUGCAUUCUUGAGAUACAUAGCUUAUAAUUUAUGAUGCUACAAUUUCAGAAAAAUGUAGUGCAUAUCUUCACUAUUUACACUAUUAUAUAGCUUAUGAUUUUGCAGUUUUUCUCUGCCACGCGAAGAUCGAAAUAUAAACCUUAAACCAUAAAUAUUCGCACACAAUUGUUGAAAGUCUGAUAGCAAUUCCUUUUGGGAUUUGCACCCUGGGGGGAUUUUGCAGAUUUUCUUGCGUUUUGAUCUUGGUACUUAAGAUGGUAAAAAUUUGUAGUUAAAUCAUAAAUAUUCGCACAAAAUUGGUGAUAGUCUGAUAGUGAUUCCUUUUGGGAUUUGCUGGCUGGGGGAAUUAUUCAGUGUAUGUGGGCCUUGACAUAGCAGAGUCACUUAACCCUGUGAGUAUUACUAGCGGAUAGUGCGCGGCGGCACGCCGCGCCACAUGAAUUGAUAAGCUAUUAAGUUUCUUUGUAAUGCUCGGUAACUCGUACCAAGAUUUGACUCGUUGCAAAGUAGUUCAUACAAGAAAAAGGUACAUCUAGUUGGUACAUGUGUAAGUGAUUUAAAUCAUGUAGUGGUAGUCGUACUGGAUGCAGAAUUACCAUGGUAAAUUAUGAAGAACUUGGAUGGAUAUCUUAUAGUGGAGUUAAGCUAGGAUAGACGAUAAGGCAUCUUGAAAAGCGAGAUUUUAUUACAUAAAACAAGAGAUACAUUUCAUACAAUGGUAACUACAUUUCAAUAGUAAGGACCAAAUUUGCUGAUUUGGUGACCUUUGAUGAUUCAGAUCAUCCACAUGCCAGAUUAGUGCUGCAAAGAGCUUGUGCAAACUCAUGUAAUGACUAAUAAAAAUAAAAUGACAUUUUCAAAAUUAAAUUUAAAGUCAUACUAUAAUUCUCAAAUUAAAUAUCAAAUUUAAUUACCACAUCAUAAAACCUUUGGUUUAAUUUGAUGCAAAAAAAUGACAAUUUUAGUCCAUGGUAUUUUCGGCAAUUUAUAUAUAAAACAGUGCAAAAACAUAAAAUGUACCCUUUUUGCUCAAAGAAAUUAAAAUGUACUGGAAGACAGAAAAUGCCAGAAAUAUUUUAGUCCAAAAUAUCCACGGCAACUCAUUAGAGAGCCCAGUGCAGUAGCUAAAACCAGAAAAAUAAAUCAUUUAUACUGGGCUGAGAUAACUUGGGCCAGAGCCCAUCCACAGAAAUGGCCCAUUAACGCCUGAAGGCCUGCUCAUUUUCUUAGGUUGCGCUCGUUCGAGGAUGAGAUUAGACGAACAACAUAUACUUAGAUUGACAACCUUUGCGUUAGUAGUUUCAAACUAUUAUCAUAUGAGCAUAUAUCUUGCAAACAGAAUGUUCAAUGAAAUGUUUAUCCAAUACUGGCACACACCUAUGUACAUGUGCAUAUAGAGCUGAAGAGGCAACCAUCUGAUCUUAAUACAAUACUCCCUCCGUUCCUAAAUAAUUGUCUUUCUAGAGAUUUCAACAAAUGACUACAUAUGGAGCAAAACGAGUGAAUCUACACUCUAAAACAUGUCUACAUACAUCUGUAUGUUGUAGUCCAUUUGAGAUGGCUAGAAAGACAAUUAUUUGGGAACGGAGGGAGUAACUCAGAAUACCCGCUAGCCAAGCAAUUUCAUCAGCCAGGUGCUUGCUCUAUCUGCAUCGACAUAUACUGAAGCAGAAUGUCAAAAUGAUGACAUAAUGUGAAUCUUGUUUUAAGAAAAACAAACAAUGCAUGAGCAAUUGUCAUUUUCACCAUCUAUGGCAGAUCACAACUACAAAAUAAAACUUUAUUUAAUCCCCUUACGCUUCAUUACCUUAGAUCAUCCCCUCAAUAAUGUAAAUAUGUACUUAAUUAACACAAAUUAGAAUGAUCGAGCUUUACACAUCAGUUUAUUUUACACAUCUUUUUAUUUAGAAGCAAAGGGUGCAUAUACUCGCAGUUUAUUUUACACAUCUUUUUAUUUAGAAGCAAAGGGUGCAUAUACUCGCGCAUUCUAACUGGCAUAUUAGUUCUAUAUAUGAAUUUUAUAGAACUAAGUUUAUUGUUGUUUGA
Molecule: messenger RNA, 3353 nt
Organism: Triticum aestivum (bread wheat)
Lineage: Eukaryota; Viridiplantae; Streptophyta; Magnoliopsida; Poales; Poaceae
Source: RefSeq, a predicted model, not a curated record